GCGCAACACGUAAGUUAUCCCGUUUCCGGCAUAUAGUAGCAAACAUGACGGUUCCAAUAGAGGAGAUGACCCGCUAUGUUAGCCCUAUCAAUCCAGCAGUAUUCCCUCAUCUAACAGUGGUUUUACUUGGAAUAGGCAUCUUCUUUAUGGCAUGGUUCUUUGUAUAUGAAGUAACAUCUAACAAAUUUACACGAGACAUUUUCAAAGAAUUGUUAGUGUCCUUGGUAGCUUCCGUAUUUAUGGGAUUUGGUGUUCUCUUUCUAUUGUUGUGGGUCGGCAUCUUCGUAAGCAGGAAAUCCAGCUGGUGUCUGUGGUGAUUGUAAAAGAAGUGUGUCUGUGACCAGUCAUCAUCAUCACCAUCAUCAUUAUCAUCAUCAUUCCAUGUAUACAGUACAUGAAACUCGAGAACUUUCGAAUGUUUUGUAAAUUGUGAUGGGCUAUCUGUAGAGUAUCUUAUUUUGAAUAAAUGUUAAUAUAUUGUCA
This is a messenger RNA of Mercenaria mercenaria, 483 nucleotides long. Its product is annotated as transmembrane protein 258-like. The record is from RefSeq and is a predicted model, not a curated record. Gene Ontology annotation, cellular component: membrane-bounded organelle. Gene Ontology annotation, biological process: protein N-linked glycosylation. The transcript is spliced from 4 exons. Bases 45 to 317 code for a protein of 90 amino acids. Lineage: Eukaryota; Metazoa; Mollusca; Bivalvia; Venerida; Veneridae.